Messenger RNA from Pecten maximus, 5529 nucleotides. RefSeq names its product TBC1 domain family member 2B-like. Lineage: Eukaryota; Metazoa; Mollusca; Bivalvia; Pectinida; Pectinidae. The record is from RefSeq and is a predicted model, not a curated record.
UGGAUCCUUCGGUGGGAGGACCCGGAGUAGACGACAGACACAAUAAGUCGUCUGCUCCGCAAUCCUCUGAUGUUCCCGAGCAGAAUACGUCAAAUAUGGAUUCUUCGACGGAUAUUGACAAAAAUAACACGGAUGACAAUGUCACACAACCAGAUACAACUCGACUGGAGCAGAGUGAAAGUAACUCGGGCAACCCGGAAGCUAAACUUUUCGGUUGGUUGCAAAUUCUCACACGUGGUAUAAUCAAAACAAACAGACAGCGUUUCUGCGUGUUCGGAGACAGCACGUGCAAGCUUUACGUUUACCGUAAUCAGCAUGACUUCCUACCUUUGGAUGAGAUUGAUAUAUCCAGGGCAUCAUUUAAUUUCAAUGCUGGAAAUACUGGGAAGCCCGGGAGUUUUGAAAUCAGGUCUGGUGGGAAGGAACACGUAUUGGAUGCUUCGGAUAGACACGCGAUGAUGUAUUGGUUACAGGAGUUACAGAAACGUCGCAGACGUUAUAACAUGGCUCGGAACUCUCUCUCACGCGACAGAGUGGGUCAGUGGAAUGUUAGGAGGACACAGGGCAACAUCAGUGGGCUGGUCUCCAAGAAGGAUGAUGUUGAUAUGGAGGUAGGGAUUGGCCAGAGUGAUUUCCCUUUCAUCAAAGCUCCGACUAGUCUGCUGCUUGGGCCUCCAGAGGAUAACACAUCUUCACCUAACCAAGAAGACAUUGUAACUCCUGAUGGAUCAACCCCGACUCUCAGACAUGCUCAGUUGUCCCCCGUCAAACCAGGCGGUAAAGUUGGAAAAUUCAAGUCAGCAUUUGGGAAGGUGUUAAACAGGAAAUCAGUGUUAAGUGAUGAGGAAGCGCCACCUGGUGUCUGUAACAGGUGUAAACUGCUCCAGAAACAGCUGUCUAAUGCUCAGCAAGACCAGCAAGCUACAGAGGAGGAGUUACAAGCAAAUAGGGAGAUUGUCCGUCUGUUACAGAAAGAGUUGGAUUCUCUCACCAAGGAAAUGGAGACAAGGACAUGUGUGCAGCAUACGAAACCCAGAACAUGUUCCUUACCAACGAGAUAUUGGAGUUGACCGAUCUCCGGCAACAUGACGAAGAAAAUGGCAAGGCUCUGAUGAUGAGCUAUGCACAAAUGGAGGCAAAGUUUUACCAAACUCACAGCAAAUAUCUUAUUUUACUGAAGGAGGUUAAACAGCCAGUCAGAGGUGGACAGGAUGAGGAGUUUCGUUCUCAAGAGAUGGUCACACAACUUCUCUCCGACGCUCUGGACCUAGACGAUAAUGAAGACAUGGACUAUCUGUUCACCUCUAGCGGACAGGAGUAUGAUCGAUAUGGCUUCCUAAAAAAGUUUGGAGGGGAUGAGGAAGAUGAUGACCCCCUCAUUGCCAAAGCAACCCAGUUGGAGAGGAAAUCUGAGGAGCUGUCCACAAAAAUCAAGGAAGCUGAUGAAGUGCAGUCACAUUUGGUAAAGUGGGACAACUUUAUGGUUGGUCAGACUGGAAAACCCCUUGUCCGGUCAGCUGAACUGAAGGGACUGGUACGGAUGGGAAUUCCUCAUGAGCACAGGAGUCAUAUCUGGAAAGGGUGUGUGAACUUCUAUGUGAGUGCCGACAGAGACAAAUUGGGCCCACACUACUACAAGAGUCUAAUGACGCGUUCAGGUGACACCCCUCAUAAUCCUGCCGCCAAACAGAUUGAACUGGAUCUGUUGAGAACCCUUCCCAACAACAAGUAUUAUGAGAGUUCAGAUUCUGACGGUGUUACCAAGCUUCGACGUAUAUUGGUGGCGUAUAGCCUCCACAACCCUGUCAUUGGAUACUGCCAGGGACUGAACAGACUGGCAGCCAUUGGCUUACUCUUCCUGGAGGAGGAGGAAGCCUUCUGGUUAAUAGUGGCCAUUGUGGAGCACAUCAUGCCAAAGGACUACUACAGUAAAACUCUGAUAGCGGCUCAAGCUGACCAGCGAGUGUUGAAGGACAUGGUCCACGACAAGUUGCCAAGCCUGUACGCACACUUUGAGGCCCACAGUGUUGAUUUGUCACUCUUCACCUUCAACUGGUUCCUCACCAUCUUUGUAGACAACAUACCGCCGGAGACAUUCCUCCGAGUCUGGGAUGCCUACCUGUAUGAAGGGAGUAAGAUGCUGUUUCGUUUUGCUGUGGCUUUUUUCAAAAUGGCAGAGGAGGAUAUCUUACAGCAGAAUAGCGCAUUGGGGGUAAACCACUAUAUGAGAGUCAUAGGGGAGAAGAUGACUAAUGUCCGCAAAAUUUCACAGUUUGCCUUUAACUGGAUCAAUCCUUUCCCAAUGAGAAGUAUUUCUACCAAACGGCAAUUUUACCUCCAACAACUUAGGGGAGAACUUGCAGAAUUGGACCGAAUUAGAGAUGACCUGAGAAGUCAACGAGCCACAUCAGAUUGUAGAGAGUUCUUCAGUGAUGAUGAGUUAUAGCAUACACCACAACUGGAAAACUGGAACUGGUAUCCAAAAUGGAUUCAAAUAUAGACAAUUAGAUAUCCACAUGAAUUAGAUAUCAACUUGUCCUAGUGAAUUAGAUAUCAAUAUGUCCUACUGAAUUAGAUAUCAACAUGUCCUACUGAAUUAGAUAUCAACUUGUCCUAGUGAAUUAGAUAUCAACAUGUCCUAGUGAAUUAGAUACCAACAUGAAUUAGAUAUCAAUAUGUCCUAGUGAUUUAGAUAUCAACAUGUCCUAGUGAAUCAGAUAUCAAUAUGUCCUACUGAAUUAGAUAUCAAUAUGUCCUAGUGAUUUAGAUAUCAACAUGAAUUAGAUAUCAACAUGUCCUAGUGAAUUAGAUAUCAACAUUGAAUUAGAUAUCCACAUUGAAUUAGAUAUCAACAUGUCCUACUGAAUUAGAUAUCAACAUGAAUUAGAUAUCAACAUGUCCUAGUGAAUUAGAUAUCAACAUGUCCUAGUGAAUCAGAUAUCAACAUGUCCUGCUGAAUUAGAUAUCAACAUGAAUUAGAUAUCAACAUGAAUUAGAUAGCAAUACAUCCUAGUGAAUUAGAUAUCAACAAAUCAACAAAGCAUGGGAAACAUCUAAUACGAUGUUCUUUUCCACUUGUUAUUUCAGCUUAUAAAAGUAUACGUUGAUGGUUUGGAGCUUGUCCACCAGAUAAGGGAGGUUUAGAAAUGUACAUCAUGUUUAACAAAUCAUCUUCAAAACAGACUUGGUUUGUGGCUAGGCUAGCUAACAUCAUGAAAAUCAUGGUGUUAAGAUUGGUUGAAAAUAGACAGGAUAUGGACUUGGUGACUGUUUGUAUCUAAGCAUUAUUUUACGGUGUUGUAAACAAUAAAUUCCAUAUAAUGUAUAUUAAGAUUAUAUAUUAUAAACAUAUAAUGUAUAUUAAGAUUAUAUAUUAUGAACAUACACCAAAGUAUUUUCUAAAUUUGUCUCAUAGAAUUUUAUAUCCAAUUUAAGCAUUCCGUAUUGAACUUUGAGCAUUAUGUGUGUACAUUGCAUAUUGUCAUUUAGAUUUAAGUCACCAUGAUGAUCAUUACUGUAAGAAUACCUAUUCAAGUUUAAAAACUAUGUAUUUGAACUGUUUUGAAAACAAGAUACCAUAAAAUCUUGAAAAUAAGCUGGUCUUCAACACUAAUAAAAUAAGACAUACAUUUCGAGAAAAGUUUCUUGAAAAUUAGCUGUUAAAUUUGACAAAGUGAAAAGUGUAUGAUGCAACAAUCACAUGUCAGUCAUUUGUGAUUUUGUGAUAUAAAUACUUUCUAAUUAGAAUUUACUUUCAUUACAGAAACUUUAUUUAUUCAGCUUGCAGUUUUGAAUAAUAGGAGGCAACUGAAAAAAAAAGAAAGGAAUAAUUGGAAAUGCUUUGAAAAUAUGUCUAAAAAAUAAGUCUUGAAAUCCUAACAGAAAAAAGAACGGCUUAUUUUAAAGAUUUAAGGGUUUGUACAGGAACUGUGAUUAUCUCUGUUGUAUGCAAUUUAUGAACAACUCUAACAUUAACAUCCAAUUCCACUUUACUCAUUCCAUUUUGCCUCUUCCUCCAUGUAAGUGUCACCCUUGAUUAGUGGUUGAAUUCAAUUUCAAGACACCGGUAUAUCUACUACCUCACUAAUACACUAAUUCAGUCAAGAGACCUACUGGGAUGAAGGGCUACCAAGUUUGUACAAAUGAAUGAUAUUGACCUAGCUCCUUUCUAGGUCAAAAGUGCUCAGAUGUCUUCUUCUCAAGAUCCCUGAGGUCUAAGGUCAUGACAUUAGUUGAUUAGCAUACUGUGAUGAAUGGCUACAAUGUUUGUUCCAAGAACAAAUCUCGAUCAUCUACUGUCAAGGUCAUCAGGGUGAGAUGUGUUAAAAGGGAUAGUUGAUUAGCAUACUGUGAUGAAUGGCUACAAUGUUUGUUCCAAGAACAAAUCUUGAUCAUCUACUGUCAAGGUCAUCAGGGUAAGAUGUGUUAAAAGGGAUAGUUGAUUAGCAUACUGUGAUGAAUGGCUACAAUGUUUGUUCCAAGAACAAAUCUUGAUCAUCUACUAUCAAGGUCAUCAGGGUGAGAUGUGUCAAAAGGGAAACAUCAUCUACCAGUAUACUUCAGAACUGAGGUGCCCAAUAAGACCCAUGGGCCUCUUAUUAAAACAUAUUUUUGGUAUUUUAAAAGAGAAAUAUUUCUUUUUAUGAUUCUCGUUUGAAAUAAAUUUAUACUAAUAUUUAACACAGUAGAUUUUUUUAAUCCAAUUCAUCUUUCUUUAGUAACAUAAUUGAUCAUGAUGAUAGUUAUUUUUUAUUUAAUUGUAAUGUUUUAGAUUUUAUUAUUUGUUACUUUUAUUUAUUGAAAUUAAACACUGAUAACUACUUUGAAGUUAUUAGCUGAUGCAUAAUUCUGCUAUCUGAUUUUAUCAAAAGUGUGCAAUAUUUAUCUCCCUUGAAUUUGAAACAUGGUUCUAUUUACAGGUUUUACUGUAUUCUGUGAUUUAUUUGAACAGAAUGCUGAAAAAUAACUCAUAUUUCCAUUUUCUAUUUGAUUUUGAUGGCUGAUUAUAUUUUUUACCUUUUUUUGAUAAUAAGUUUUGUGCUUCAAUAGAUGGAACAGACUAAUAUAUAUUUACCGGGGUUCACUGGAAUACAUUUACCAGGGUUCACUGGAAUACAUUUACCAGGAUUCACUAGGGUACAUUUACCAGGACAUUGGGGUACAUUUACCAGGGUUCACUGGAAUACAUUUACCAGUGUUCACUGGAAUACAUUUACCAGGAUUCACUAGGGUACAUUUACCAGGGUUCACUGGAAUACAUUAACCAGGGUUCACUGGAAUACAUUUACCAGGGUUCACUGGAGUACAUUUACCGGGGUUCACUGGAAUACAUUUACCGGGGUUCACUGGAGUACAUUUACCAGGGUUCACUAGGGUACAUUUCUAGGGUUCACUGUAAUACAUUUACCAGGGUUCACUGGAAUACAUUUACCAGGGUUCACUAGGGUACAUUUCUAGGGUUCACUGGAAUACAUUUACCAGGGUUCACUGGAGUACAUUUACCAGGGUUCACUAGGGUACAUUUCUAGG